Molecule: messenger RNA, 1539 nt
Organism: Clonostachys solani
Lineage: Eukaryota; Fungi; Ascomycota; Sordariomycetes; Hypocreales; Bionectriaceae
Source: the annotation of a GenBank genome assembly
AUGAAGCUUCCUCUAUUUGUGACCAAGGCUGCCAGCCCUGCUGCUCUCCCUAAGGACAUCCUUGUCUACAACAGCUCCGGGAAUGCUGACAAUUCACUUGAUCAUGCCGCCAAUGACCUCUUGGUUGUCUACCAGCAAGCAACGAUCGACAGACUCUUACCCCGGGACUUAUUCAGCCCACUACUACUCGCCCGUGAUAACGAUGGGCCAAAUUGUUCUUCUGGAGAAGUAGCCUGCCAGAACAGCUGCAUACCCAAAGGCGCCGACUGCUGUGGGGGGACUUUCUAUUGCAAUGCCGGCUCAUCUUGCACCAAGGAUGGCUGCUGCGCUGAUGGCUCGGUGUGUGACAGCCAAAAGUGCGAGGGCGACCAGGAAGCAUGUGGCACUGGUUGCAUGCCCAAGGGCUCGAUAUGCUGUGGUAGCUCGUAUUGUGGCUCUGGGUCGGUUUGCUCCAAGGAUAACACUUGCAGUCCCUCAUCGUCGAGUAAACCCUCAGCAACCGUCCAGACCGCUCAGUCAGACAAAUCAACCACAGUCAAGUCUGCGACCUCAGACAAGCCUACAACAUCAGCGGAGCCCACGACAUCCGACCAGCCCACGUCGACAUCAGCGAGGCCCAAGACGACGACAUCAGAUAGACCGACGACAUCAGACAAGCCUUCAACUUCCACGAAACCCACAUCAACAGUUCAGUCCACCACCUCACAAACUUCAACGACAUCAGACAAGCGAACAACUGAAAGCGUUUCGAUCACUACCAGUCUAUCGAGCACGAGCUCAAGCAGCAUCUCUACAGACACUUCCCUUAUCGUUACAACAACAAUAGAACAAGAUCUCGCCGCGAUUCUUCAAACUGCUAUACCAACUUCAGCCCAGACAGACCCUGAAGCGAGAUGUUUUCUGUUGUCUGGGCACGCAUCACAAUAUACCACUCCUUCAUGGUACACGACCCUCCCUAGCGACUUACAAAGCUACUAUGCCUCGGCUACAGUUGAACCCUCAGCAACAGCUCACUGCACCCCAACGAACCCACCCUCGAAGGUGGCCUCUCAGGAAUCAGCCUUGCCUGCUCCGACCAUUGGUGCCCUCAUAGGCGCCGCAGCCUUCGUCGCUGGCGUAGUUACACUUUUGAUUUUGCUAGCCAGGUCUGGUAAACUCCCAUGGCUGACACGCCGUAAGGCGCACGACACAGACGAUACAUCUGAUGGGGCCGAGUUGAUCCCUGUCCGGGAAAAGACGAAGAGGCACCUGUCUUUUGAGCCUGGUCCAACUGGUGGGAUAGUUGCCCCUCCGCAGACUCUUCCGCAUGAUAGUCGGCUGUACGUCUCCCCGCCUACAGUUCCUGCUAGAGCGCAGGCGAGAACUGGAGAUGGGAAUCAAGUUCUAGAGUACGAUUGGCCCAUGGCCCCAUCCCCCGUGGCCUCACCGGGACGGUCCAGCUUUGUUCCAAGCCCAGCAUCGAGCAAUGCGAGGUUCACUCCGCCACUUGCUUUUGGCGCGGAAUGGCGACCCCCGAAAGAAGGCCCCAGGGCUUUCUAA